Messenger RNA from Saccharomyces kudriavzevii IFO 1802, 375 nucleotides. RefSeq names its product seripauperin PAU23 (gene PAU23). The coding region runs from base 1 to 375 and encodes 124 amino acids. Lineage: Eukaryota; Fungi; Ascomycota; Saccharomycetes; Saccharomycetales; Saccharomycetaceae. Gene Ontology annotation, cellular component: fungal-type cell wall; fungal-type vacuole. Gene Ontology annotation, biological process: fungal-type cell wall organization. Gene Ontology annotation, molecular function: structural constituent of cell wall. The transcript has a single exon. The record is from RefSeq and is a predicted model, not a curated record.
AUGGUCAAGCUAACUUCAAUUGCUGCUGGUGUCGUUGCUAUUGCUGCUGGUGUCGCCGCUGCUCCCGCAACCACCACUUUAUCUCCAUCCGACGAAAGGGUCAACUUGGUUGAAUUAGGUGUCUACGUUUCUGACAUCAGAGCUCAUUUGGCUGAAUAUUACAUGUUCCAGGCCGCUCACCCAACUGAAACUUAUCCAGUUGAAAUUGCUGAAGCUGUUUUCAACUAUGGCGAUUUCACCACCAUGUUGACCGGCAUUCCUGCAGAACAAGUCACCAGAGUGAUCACUGGUGUACCAUGGUACUCCACCAGAUUGAGACCAGCCAUCUCUAGCGCUCUAUCUGUAGACGGUAUUUAUACCGCUAUUCCAAACUAG